CGUCACUGUUGGUUUGGGCCAGUUUCGGAAGAUGGCGGAGGCUGCGGCUGUUCCCCCGCAUCGGUUUUUCUGUCACUGUUGUAAGGGCGAAGUAAACCCAAAACUACCGGAAUAUAUCUGUCCAAGAUGUGAUUCUGGGUUCAUAGAGGAAGUAACAGAAGACUCCAGUCUCCUUGAUGGUGCUGCUAAUGGGAUGGAUGACACAGCCACACAGUUUGCAGAGCUAUGGCACCUGUUGUUUGUAGAGCGACCAUUUUCAACAGAUGGGGACAUACCUGAGUCAGAACCCCGGCUUCCUGGAGGAAGCUUGGGCGGUCUAAGUGGCCUGGGGGGGUUGGGAGGGAGUCAUAUCGGAGGGUCAGUCCCAGCAGGCCUCGGGGGAGCUAUGGGUGGCUUGUUAGGCUCUGGGGAGCACUGGGGGCCUGGACGCCCUCCUCGCCUUCACAGCCAGAGGAGAUACAGGUCCAGAGUGAGCAGCAGGCCAGACCGCUCGCCUGCUGUGGAAGGAAUUGUACAGCAGUUCCUUGCUGGACUAUUUGCCAACUCUGGGGUCCCUGGCUCACCUCCCCUCUCAUGGACAGGGAUGCUGCACUCUAACCCUGGGGAUUAUGCUUGGGGCCAGGGGGGGUUAGAUGCCGUGAUUACACAGUUACUAGGUCAGUUGGAGAACACUGGACCUCCACCAGCAGAGAAAGAGAAGAUUUCUUCUCUUCCAACUGUCAAUAUUUCUCAGGAACAAGCAGACUGUUGUAUGGAAUGUCCAGUGUGCAAAGAGGACUUUGCGGUGGGGGAGCCAGUCAGACAGUUACCCUGUAACCACUUCUUUCAUUCAGACUGUAUAGUACCAUGGCUGGAAAUGCAUGAUACGUGUCCAGUGUGCAGGAAAAGUUUGAAUGGAGAAGACAGCAGCACUCAGCCCUCAUCAUCAGAGUCCCCCUCCCUCUCCAUGGACCCUCGCACACAAGAGAGAUGGUCCUUCUGAAAGUCCCGUCUGUCUUUUCAUUACUUCUCCUUGCCUACGUUCAGCAACACAUAGACGUAACACGCCUCACAUUUCCUUUGUUCAUCUCUGUUGCUGACGUAAUCACCUCAGUCUUUUUUUUUUUUUUUCUUCCCUAUUUUAAUGCCUUUUUCUUGAAUAAUGAAACAGAUGGAGAUUUGAUGAAUCUCAUCUGGCAAGUAACAAACCAGUCUGACUUUAAUGAGCAAGCCCACAUCCUGUAUGCUUUCAUACAAAAUCCGUUGUUUUGUUUUUUUCCUUCUUCUUUCUUCUUGGAAGAGCACUGCUGCGACACACUAUUGUUGGGAAACAUUAGUGUCCGCUACAUAUACCAGACCCUCUGGAGUCAUGUGAUGAUUCACUCAAACCUGUAGAUGAGCCCUUUAUAGUUAACGGCAAAAGUAUAGUUGCCGAUUCCGUUCCUUGCAUGACAUGAACACCAAAACGAUACAUUAGGUCUGCAAUUCACAUUCUGUAUGUACAUUAGAAUUUUUCAUGCAGGUUGUGUUCGAGAGCUGAUGAAUUUUAUGGUCACUCGUGACGUAAUUGAAUCCACUGCAUUGUUGAGGUGUUCAUGUUACAGCACCAUCCUGUAGUGUCAGUGUUUGCUGAGGAGCAGGUGGAGUAGCUGCUACUGUCAUCAAAUGAGAACAAAGGAUUCCUUACAGCUGUCAGGACUCUCAUACAUCCAACGGGGGGGGGGGGGGACAAAAAUAGCAGUAAGGAAAUGAAAAUUGUAUGGAGCUCAAUCCAUUAAUACUUUAGAUUUGGACUUAAUCCUCCUGGUGUAUAUAUUAUAAAAAUAGAUGGCAUCCCUCUGUUGGUUUCCUUCUGAAUUGUCUUUUCACAUUUUUAUCACUUGUAAAUAAUUUUAGACCACCUAUUGUUUGCAAAGGAAAUAAACGUUGAGAAUGGAGACACAAAUGUGAAAAAUCUGGUUAUCAUACUAUGUAUAUUAUAUAUGGAAAAUGUUUAUGAUGUAUUAAUAAAUUGGGGGAAAAGUUGA
Molecule: messenger RNA, 2006 nt
Organism: Thalassophryne amazonica
Lineage: Eukaryota; Metazoa; Chordata; Actinopteri; Batrachoidiformes; Batrachoididae
Gene: rnf115
Product: ring finger protein 115
Exons: 9
Coding region: 32-982 (316 amino acids)
Biological process (GO): protein ubiquitination; ubiquitin-dependent protein catabolic process; positive regulation of DNA-templated transcription
Cellular component (GO): cytoplasm; nucleoplasm
Molecular function (GO): ubiquitin protein ligase activity
Source: RefSeq, a predicted model, not a curated record